GGAUUAAUUGAACAAAAAGAGAGAGACAGGUACAUAUACUACAUAGUCAUUCAUUCAUAUAUAAAUAAAGGGAAAGGGUGAAGCAGAAGAGAAAGAGAUAGAAAGGUGUGAAUGUAAACAUGUUGAAGCCAAGAGAAGGAAAACCGCCACAAUCUGCAGAUCUUCUUGUAUGUUUCCCUUCAAGAUCCCAUCUCCCUCUAAUGCCUAAGCCUAUUUGCAGCCCUGCCAGACCUUCCGAUCACAACAAACGCCGGCACCACCGCCGCAAGAGAUCAAUCUCCAUGCUUGCUGCUGGAGGACAAGGUGGUAGCCCUUCCCUUGACGUUGCGGAACCCACCUCCCCCAAGGUCACUUGCGCCGGUCAGAUCAAGGUUCGCCACAAGAACACCCGCACCACCGCUUGCCGGAGCUGGCAGUCGGUCAUGGAGGAGAUAGAGAAGAUCCACAACCGCAAGAAGCAGAGGAAUCAUCUUGGUUUCAAGAAGGAGGUAAUGCAGUUCUUGACUUGCCUGAGAAGCAUAAGGUUCGAUUUCAGAUGCUUUGGAUCAUUCCCCGGAACCGAUAUAGUAACCUCCGACGACGAAGAAGAAGAAGAAGAAGAAGAAGAAGAAGACGAAGACGUCGAAGACGAGGAAGGAGAAGAGAGUAGCCAGAGAAAAGAGAGUGGUGAUCGAGAAGAAGAAGGUUCAAGAACCGUGUUUUCGAAAUGGUUCAUGGUGGUACAAGAGCAUCAAAGUAGUAGUGUUGAUGAGGAGAAAGAGAAGAAGAACGUAGUAAUGGCACAUGAUGAUGAAGAUGAAGAUGAUGAUGAUGAUGAAUCGGUUACAGUGGUUCCUCCUCGGAACGCGUUGCUGCUGAUGCGGUGUAGGUCUGCUCCGGCGAAGAGUUGGGUGAAGAGAGAGAAUGAAGAAGAAGAAGGAAAAGGAAAAGAGAAAGUGGAGGUGGUGAGAGGGCAGAGUUUGAAGUCGUUAAUGGAGGAAGAAAAGAGAAUAAUAAAAACAGAACAAGAUAAUAACAAGAACAAGAACAAGAAGGUGUUGGUGAUGAGAUACGAGAGUGCAGCUGAUUGGAUUUCAUCGGAUAUUGCUAAAGAAACAUGGAUUGUUGGUGGCUUAAGAGAAACAUUAUUAAAGGCUCGAAGCUGCAAGAGAUGAUCCAUCACCAUCAUCAUCAUGCUAUUGCCAUUGCUUCCAGGACUCUUUUCAUUUUUCAAUUUUUUUUGUUAAUUGUUAGUAGUAUAUUAAAUAGCGUUUGUAUGUAUGAAUUUUAUUUUGCAGCAAAGUACUUUAAUGUGGUGGAGUGAAAACUAAGUGGGAAUUCUAAUAAUGAGUUAGUGUCCCAUAACCAUAAGUCCCAGUUUUUAGAUUCGGAUGUAUGCUUUAAUUUGUUUAAUCUAUGAAUAUAUCUGUACAGCU
Messenger RNA from Arachis stenosperma, 1415 nucleotides. RefSeq lists its product as uncharacterized. Lineage: Eukaryota; Viridiplantae; Streptophyta; Magnoliopsida; Fabales; Fabaceae. The coding region runs from base 120 to 1154 and encodes 344 amino acids. The record is from RefSeq and is a predicted model, not a curated record. The transcript has a single exon.